UUCGGAUAAGUGGUAGAAAAUGAAUGAAUGAAAUGUUACUGCGACUGUUUUGCUGAUGGCAUCCUUAUAACCCUGCAUCCUUUCACAAGUAACUUUAUCGCACCUGAUAUUAAGCUGUUUCACGAAAUGGCUAAUCAAACACCCAAAAAAAAAACAAAAAAAAAAACCUAACCACUUUUUCCAUGUAGGACUUUCCUGGAAAACUACAAGCCCAAAUGAAGUCUAGAUAGAUUAAAACAACUGCAGACUGUGCAGGAAAUUAGUCCAAAAAGAGUGGGACCAUCUAGAAAUCAUUCCCACCCACAGAGCUAAGCAAGAUUAAUCUAAUGCCUCCACUUACCAGACCAUAUUCGAUUCCAUUUAUGCGCCAUAAUAAUUUCAUAAAUGAUAACUAAAUAAAUAAUUAAGUAAAGCCAGGCAGCAUUUUCAGCUUGCUGCUGCUUGAAGGCUUGGUGUUCUUGCAUUAAUGGAAAAGGCAAUAACCGCUGGCUUAACGAUGACCACUCUAGGAAAGUACUUUCACUACUUGCACAAAUAUGUGCCACUUGUUCAGGAGUCGUGUUUUACAUUCAUGCCCCUGAAGUACCCGUGUUUUGCAUAUUUUAGUGUGUUCCCUGCUCUUCCACACCUGGCUACAGCUCAUUAGCAGACACUGCAUGACUUUAAAAUGAAUUUGUUGGAAUGAGGAUGAGAGUAAAUAAAAAAAAAGGAAAAAAAAAAGAAAAAAGUUUAAAGCGAUUCAAACAAAAUGAAUGCAAAAUUUCAUUUCAUGUUAAAAUUGAUCUUGGUUCAUCUUGCGUCAACAUAUUUUUGGUCCCUCGGACAGGCCAGAAGAUGGUUUUGUGUACGUGUCUGGCUCCUGCCUGUCUGGGCUUUGAGCUACAAGCUGUUAAUGAUAUCACUAGAUGAGACUGAUCUCAUAAAGAAGAGGCCUGAAGACACAAAGGCCUUGUCUUUUCCUAUUUCCCCACAUCCAUUUAACCCUCUAUCCUUUCUUCCCAGCCUUCAGUGAAUGAGUGAGUAAAAGUUAAAAGACAGAAUCUUUCUCUAAUGCACCAAAGAGUGUGAAGAACUUGUCUUCAAGAGAAUAGUAACUGCUUCAACUUUUUGUGCAAUCCCAGGCAGUACAAUAUCCCUUUUAUUUCUCCCAUUUAUCAUUUACAUUCUUGGUCAUAGCGGGGAUAUUUAACUGAUAUUUAAUCCGAAUGAGAUUAACACAGGAAAAAUAGGUCAUGGCGAAAACGCUUUAUCUCUGAGCAACUCGUCUCUCUCGUGUUUAGUUUCAGGAGGACAUCUCAUUAUUCUCUAAAUAUGUGAGGGCUUCAUUGGGGAGGAAGAUUAAGGGACCCCAUUAAGAAUCGAUGGCUAAGACUCAGGCUAAGACAACACUCCUUGCCUACAUUAAUAUCAAGGAAAGCGAUUGCAGAUGAAUGGAAUAGAAAGGGGGGAUGAGAGAAGAACUCAAGCGGAAAGGAAACUGAGCUGCUAUCUGAGAGAAUGUGUUCAUUUUUUCAACUCCCCCCAGAAUUUAAACCUGUUUUGUGUUUUUCUUUGGCAGGAACCAUGGUGAGCAAAGAGGUUGGUAAAUGCAUGCUCACCAACUCUGAAUCGGACUCUGAGGUGCCACCCUCUAUGGCCCUGGAGGUAAAAGGACCGCCGGAUGGGAGUCGGCAGGUGCGCAAGCGUAACAAAGCCUUGCAGGUACGCUUCAAGGACAUCUGUGAGGCCCAGAGCGAGCAGGCGGCUGCUGCACGGGGAGCAAAACCUGUCGCGUACAAAGUGGCGUACCGCAAGUACAUGACGGUUCCGGCUCGAAGAUCCAUACCCAAUGUGACUAAAAGCACUGGAGUCCAGACCUCUCCGGACCUAAGGAAGCGCUACCAGACUUUCCCAAUGGAGAGAAAAAAGGGUCAAAGCGUGAAACAUGCAGCUACAGCAGAGAGCUAUAAGGACCAGGAUAAUGGAUUUGUUAUUGAUGUUAAGAGGGCGAAAGCGGCUGAGGGGGAAAGGGAAGAGAGGUCGUCUCACACCGUACAAAAGACCAAAGCUUUGAUGCACACGAAUGAGUGCAUAGCCACCAUAGAGCAUCACUCACAUGCUGCAGAGUGUACAGACAGGAUACUGUUGCCCUGUCCCUCAGAGGACCAAUCAAAUUACCAGAUCUGUACGGUGAAGAGCAAACAUCGAAAGAGCUUCCAAAGGGAUUCAGAGUCACUGGACCGCUCAGGAAAAUAUCAAAUAAUAAAUUCUGAGGACAGAGAUGGCAGUACACUGCCAAACUCUAGCUCCAAAGUGACAAGCCCCAUAGCCUGGAACUCCUUAACACAGGUGGAGUGUCUGGAGAGUCCGACAGCACGCAGUAAACGCAAAAAGGUUUUGCAGCUAAAUGGCCUGCAAUCGCAGACACUGCCGAGGACUAGCUGUACCACACAAGUGCAGUGUCAUGCUGGAAUGAUCUCUGCUCGGCCCAUACAGGCAAUGGAGGAAGCAGCAGUGCCAUCGGUUGCUGCUGCCCCAACUACCGCUUUACCAUCCAAAUGUGAGCCUGGGACAAGAACAGGGAAUCUACAGGUGGAUCGAGAGGCAUGCAAGCAGAUAGUGCCUGUGAAUCAGGAUAAGGAUGUAAAAGAACAGCUGCAAGCCAUGGAGAACAUGAUCAGCUCCAGUCAGGAAACCAUCAAAGUCCUGCUGGGAGUCAUUCAGGAGCUGGAGAAAGGAGAGGCUCACAGAGAAGGUCUCUCCUAUCGGACCGGGCAGGACACGGCCAACUGCGACACAUGCCGGAACAGCGCAUGCAUUAUUUACAGUGUGGAGUUGGACUUUAAGCAGCAGGAGGACAAGCUACAGCCGCUGAUGAGGAGGUUGUGCUCAGUAGAGGACUCGUCCUUCCCCUCGCUGCCUUACCCUCAGGAGGCCUACACCUCCACGCCCAAGCGCAAGGCCAAAGCAGAGGCCAAGAAACACACACGCUGGAAACUGUGGUUCCUCUGAACACACUGCGCUGCAGGACACACACACUUUUCUGCAUCGUCCCUGUUGUCAUCUGUCUCUUUUCCAGGCGUGUGUCUUUCUACACUUUCAUCGUUACAUCACAGAAAAUAAAACUGAGGAGCAGUUGGAUCCUGAACACUGAACCUGGCUGGAGUCUGCUUCACAUUAAAAACGGAGUCUCCUGGGAAAUGGAUUUCCUCAUUUAGUUUCGGAAAAGCAGAAUAUUUUGGCCAAUUGUGCCCAGUGUGUGAAACGGCUCUAUUUGCAAUUCAGCGAGGUGAGAAACCAGAUUGAAUUAAGCUGCUGCAACGUCCUGCAUUUAAAUGUAUAUAUUAAAUCAAACUAUUAUUUAUUUAUACACAAGUGCGUCACCUCUGCUUAGGUUAUUCACAUAAACCCCCUCCAAGAUUCUCUCACACACACACACACACACACUAUUUAUUCAGGCCUCUCAUUCUCACAAGAAAAAAAAAAAAAGGAAAGUCACAUUUUCCCUGGACUAAAGUAUAAUUCCUCAUGAAUAUCGACACGGCCAGAGUCUCAUUAUUAAGACAAAGCACAAAGACACUUAAGACUCCACUCCAGAUGAAGUGGACUCGACACACACACUUGGAUUUACACAGACAUUUAGACAAAAUGGAAAGACAUUUAUUUAUUCUACAGACAAAAAAAAAAGAAGAAAACAAAAUAACUUCAGCAGCUAUUUAUCUAAUUUCUACCAGGAGCUCUAAACAUCUCUUGUGAUGUUAAUUUAAAGGGAAACAAAAAAAAAACAAACAAAAAAAAAAAACAGUACCAGAUAUUUUUAUAUAUUCGUAAUAUCAAGCAUUGAAAUGAGAUUUUCUAAUAUAUAAUGUAUGAAGAUAUAUCUUCCUUUACAGGAUUAUUAAAAUACUCCAAAAAAAAAAAAAAAAAAGGUUCAGAAGGUUGGAAAAGCCUGUUCCGUUUCCAUCUUCCCUUCCUCGGCUCCGUCGUGGAGCGCCGUGCAGGAAACAACCUCAGACCUUAGACGUGUUCGACGAGCACCGUGUGAAACAGGUUACAGAUUCAGAAAGCUGGAUACGUGUGUGUGUGUAACAAUUAGUUUAAGCUAGAAGGUAACGAUUUUCAGGAUAAUAUCAAAGAACUAUUUUAUCCUAAACUAAGCCAAGCUUUCUACCUGAGACGUACGUUUCUAAAUCCAAUAUGUAAAUAUUAGCUUUUGUUUCCAAAAAAAAAACAACAACAUUUAUCUUAUAUAACAUCGCUACACUAUAGCACUGUAGAACACUGAAUUCAUUUACAAGGCAGAAUAUCUAACCAGGGCUAUUAGCAUCUCCAGAAAGAGGAAGAGGAGGAAGAGAAAGAGGAGGAAGUCAUUUUGGUCACAGUGUCUCUGAAGCCACAAACAGCAUGAUGGAGAAAAGAGACAACCAGAGUGCUUUAUAAGGGCAAACAGAUUCAUAUUUAAAUCAUGAACUCUAAAGGAUGUCUGACGGCGAGUUCUCCAGCUUUCACUCUAGAUUAGAUAAACGCAUUAUCCCACCCGAUCUGAUCCGGCACGAGUUAUCGUAUACACGAGAGGAAUCGGACGUCGGAGCAGUUCGGCUAUAGCGUGAAGAGAGACCUAGAUGAUAUCUGUACCUAAAAAAAAGUGCAAUUGAUUCAUUAUGUGCAAUAUUGUGCAUUUUAUACUGUUUUUAAAAAGAAAACAAAAAGUUAUUUAAUACAUAAUAAUAAAACCUGAGAAAGAAAUAGAGAAGUGGUGUAAUGUCAGUGUGUGUGUGUGGUCAUGUCAUGAGCAAAGAGUAGACUGCAAUAAAAAAACAAAGCCUGGUCUACUGCUGCAUUCGGUUGUACUACAGAAGUAAGCGGGAAUGUCGGUAAGAGCUCGGAUUUAUGGGAUUUCCGACUUCCGUGCGCCGGCUCUAUGCGGUCUGAUGAAACCUUUUGAUAACGACAAGCUAGCCAGCUAAGUGUGAUGUACAUUUAACACCCUGUGUGGUCAGUGCAACAGACUGAACGUUACUGAAUGAUCUAAACACUUACAUAGAGCACAGCUAAAAAGUAUUUCAGAAAGCAAUACCCAAGAAUGGCAGCUCAGUUUUAUUCUUUUGUUAGCAACAAGCUAUCUAACUAACUGGUAUAUAUUUUUCUUUUCAAAACAGCAACCUGCGUGCUCAGGUGAAUGAUCUAAAGCAAACACUUGCACAAAAAGCAAGAAAAUACGUAAAUCAUACAAGAUGGUACUUUGUACGCUGAUUUUAGAUCGCUUGCUCAACUCGGUUUGAGGAGAGUUCUCUUUGUUCGUUGCUAAUGGAAGAUGAGAAAUGACAAGCCUUCGCCUUGUAACGGAAGCAGCGAUUACGGUCCUGCUUUUCUUGCAAGGUAGAAGAAGAAGAAGAGUCAGCAAAAGUAAAAGUAAUAUCAUAUGUGCAAGUUAUACUUCGGUCAGAAGGCUAGUGCUAACAAGCUUAGUCAUAAACAUGCUGUCGGGACAACACACACAAAUAAAUAAAACAAAAACAAAUAAUGCAUAAAAUCUGGGACAAAUCUAAGCUAAAGCCUUUUAACUCCACACAUUUCAGGGUCAAGUCAAACUUCAGAAAACAAACGAAUCAGCGGAAAGUUUCCUUAACUUUAUUUCAUUAGAUAAGAAGUCCAGUGGGUCAAAAGUCCCCAUUUAUCAAACCAAGGAAAAACAGUGAUGAUAUUUUGCCCAGAAAAUUGCAGUGAUGAUAUUUUGCUUCUGAUUGGUCAGUUAACUGAAUGUGUGUCUGUGGCUGUAUUCAGAGCCUGUGUCUUAUAAUCACAUGAUAUGGAUGAAGUUGUGAGAAAUCUGAUCGUAUAUCGUUAAUAUCGUUUAUAUCCUUAGCCUCGAUGUGUGUGGACUUUUGGCUUUUAUCUAUAAGAGUAUAGAGAUAAAAAAAAGAUAUACAGGUCAAGUUAUUAGAAACAAACAAAUAAUAUUAAAAAAAGGGAAAUGUGCGAUAGGUAAAAUAAACAAGUGUUAAGUUGCGAUGGAAAUUUUGUUUUUCUUUGUCACUGAAAUGUAAGCAUUUUUUUUCCUUUUUAAAUAGAUUUCUAGACACGUGUGUUGAAGACGUCUGCAGCAAUAAUUACAGAUUUGCUAAUGAUCCACUCAAGAGCACAGUUUGCUUUUGAUGGUUAGUCAUUCACACGGCCAUAGCGCAUAACGUAUGUAAUAUGUACCGCAAUCUUUCUUUUUGUUUUAUUGAAGAGCCUCCCUUCUGCCUCGCCUCGUUAUUCCGCCCCCACACAGUGAAAAGUGGUCCGGGGAAAACUGCUAAAAAGGCAAGGAACUCCUGCCUCUGAUGUUUUCUGAAUACACAACUUCAUUUGGUAUGCAUUGAGAUCCUAUCAGGCAAUCGGCUUCCUGUAGCGAGGCAAGAACUCGCAGCGAGCGUCGCUCAGAAGGCUGAACCGAUCACGAGCCGCCUUCUCUCGACCGUCCCCUCCCACUGAAGUCUCAUUCAGAAAGUAGACGGUGUUCGAGUGUGUAAAAAGGAUAAGGAGAGAACAUGAAAUUUCUGCGUGGGAGAACAUGAAAGUGAUCGAGCAACAAGACAGGGAGCUUCCGGAGAGACGAAAACAUACAGCACACAAAGUAACACACUACUGGUGUUAAUUGGUUAUUUCAGACAUGGCAUUAAUUAUUCAUUCUCAUUAGAAUAACUACAAAGGGAGGAAUGUAACGGUUAAUGAAUGUAUUCGUAUGAGCAAUCGUAUAAAAACUCUGAGCUUUGACACACAGCCUAAAGGUUUCUUUUUUCCCCUCCCAGAACUUCAUGUUAAAGGUUUGCAUGUUGUGAAUGAGUGUGUGAGAGAGAGAGUGAGUGAGGUAAAGAGAGUGAGAGAGCAAGUGAGUGAGAGAGAGAGAGAGAGAGAG
Tachysurus fulvidraco (yellow catfish) is the source of this 6880-nucleotide messenger RNA. RefSeq names its product inhibitory synaptic factor 2A (gene insyn2a). NCBI's taxonomy places the organism in Eukaryota, Metazoa, Chordata, Actinopteri, Siluriformes, Bagridae. The record is from RefSeq and is a predicted model, not a curated record. The transcript is spliced from 3 exons. Bases 1498 to 2991 code for a protein of 497 amino acids. Gene Ontology annotation, biological process: inhibitory postsynaptic potential. Gene Ontology annotation, cellular component: postsynaptic density.